CUCCUGCAGAACAAGAAGAAACAAGAAGCACAAGUCAGAAAAAGAAUGCUCCUCAAAUUUCUUUCCAGCUUCGAACUUCUGUUUAACAAAUCUUUGUUUGGACUGUUUCAAGGAACGAGGAAAGAGUAACGCGCAGGUCCCAAGAUCGAAACCUGGCUCUGAUGCCAUUUGUAACAGUGGUAGAAGGUUUCUAAAAUGCGUCUGCUAGGGAGAGGUUUUUACAAUCUUACAAAAGUUGAUUUGUUCCCUCUCUAACCGAUGUGAGAUCUCACCGAAGGAGAGUCUUAAGAGCCGCCUUUUUUGUCUGUUUUUUGUGUACAAGUAUUACCAAACAAGUCUUUUCUCCACCAUUGUCUUCUUUUGUCUCCUUGUUUCCCCCAUUCUCCCUUCUUCUUCUUCUCCUGCAGCUGUUGUUUCUUUCUGUUCUGUACUCGGAGUUUUUCAAUCUGGCAUCGAGAACGUUCCUAUCAUAGUUCUUGUGGUUUUUCCUCUGUUUUUGCUUUUGUAUCAAUCUCUAUAAGAUGUGUUUUCAGCUGUUCUUUUGAGACCAGAAACAACUGAAAGCUUUUGCAUUAAAUUUCUUCUGGGGAUAAAUUGCAGAGGUUCAAAACAACGUGGGAAUUGCCAAAUUUCCAGAUCUAAUAGAAAAUGAAGUGCUUUUUCUACUUCAAAAACAAGUCCAGGAGUAGGAGGCAUCAAAGAUCCGCACCUGAAUUGAAAGGGGAGCUAGAAUCUAACUUUUCGGGAUGCAGUCAGACGGCUGCUUCUUCGUGCUCUCUAACAUCGACUCGGAGUGUACCUGAAUUGUAUGAAGAGAAAGCACAUAAUUUGAGAGUUUUCUCAUUUGCAGAGAUGAGAGAGGCAACACAUGACUUCAACAGGCUUCUUAAGAUUGGACAAGGGGGAUUUGGGAGUGUCUUUAAAGGCUCAAUUAAGCCCAUUGAUGGGAAGGGAGAUCCCCUUGUUGUUGCUAUCAAGCAACUGAGUAAGGAUGGCUUACAGGGCCACAAGCAGUGGCUGGCAGAAGUUCAAUUUCUUGGUAUAGUGGAGCAUCCAAAUCUUGUCCAACUCGUAGGAUACUGUGCUGUGGAUGGAACAAGAGGAAUCCAAAGACUGCUCGUAUACGAGUAUAUGACGAACAGAAGCUUGGAAGAUCAUCUCUUCAACAAGGCGCUACCGACACUCGCUUGGAAAACAAGAUUGCAGAUAGUACUUGGAGCAGCUCAGGGGUUGGCUUAUCUGCAUGAAGGAUUAGAAGUUCAGAUAAUAUACAGAGAUUUCAAGAGUUCAAAUGUGCUACUGGAUGAAAAUUUUCAUCCAAAACUUUCAGAUUUUGGGCUUGCCAGGGAAGGGCCAGAAUUUGGGCGCACUCAUGUUUCAACAGCAGUGAUGGGGACUAAUGGAUAUGCAGCUCCGGACUACAUCAAGACAGGCCAUCUGACAGCGAAAAGUGAUGUAUGGAGCUAUGGUGUUGUGCUUUAUGAGAUUUUAACUGGGAGACGAUCAUUGGAGAGACAUCAUCCAAGACCAGAACAGAAUCUUGUGGAAUGGGUUAAAUAUAUCAAUCCAGACAGCGAAAAGUUUAGUUCGAUAAUAGAUCCUCGGCUCGAAAACGAGUACCCCAUCAAUACAGCUAGAAAAGUAGCAAAGUUAGCAAACACUUGCUUGGAGAAAAAUGCGAAGGAUAGGCCCUCAAUGGCUGAAGUAGUAAACAGAUUGAAGCAGAUCAUUAAAGCUAAGGACGACAAUGAGCCUUACGAGAAAAGUCCUGAUAACAGCGACAACAAACCCGACAUGGAAAGAGAACCAGAGAAAACGAAGGUGAUGGACUCGUGGAGAAGGCGGAUGAGCCACCUGCAGAAACUGGGAGAGCAUGUGGAGGGUGCAAGUAGAAGAAGAUUUAUGAUAAUGCAAAGAGCAAAAGUGCCUUAAAACUCUGUUUUCACACUUUCACAAUCAGAUUUUGGCAUAUAGACUAAGCUGUAAUUUUGAAAGCAAAGAAAAUGAGCAGAACAGAAUAUCAAUCAAGAAAUGAAAGGCAAACAUAGGACACCAAAUAGAAAUUCUACUGCAGGAGAUGAACAGAAGCUAAUGUAAAUAGUCUAUUUGAGUUAUGAUACUCUAUUGUCUGAAA
This is a messenger RNA of Cucurbita moschata (crookneck pumpkin), 2134 nucleotides long. RefSeq names its product probable serine/threonine-protein kinase PBL19. The transcript is spliced from 4 exons. Gene Ontology annotation, molecular function: protein kinase activity; ATP binding. Bases 649 to 1932 code for a protein of 427 amino acids. NCBI's taxonomy places the organism in Eukaryota, Viridiplantae, Streptophyta, Magnoliopsida, Cucurbitales, Cucurbitaceae. The record is from RefSeq and is a predicted model, not a curated record. Gene Ontology annotation, biological process: protein phosphorylation.